Onychomys torridus (southern grasshopper mouse) is the source of this 2183-nucleotide messenger RNA. Its product is annotated as zinc finger protein 431-like. Lineage: Eukaryota; Metazoa; Chordata; Mammalia; Rodentia; Cricetidae. The transcript is spliced from 4 exons. The record is from RefSeq and is a predicted model, not a curated record. The coding region runs from base 97 to 1815 and encodes 572 amino acids. Gene Ontology annotation, biological process: regulation of DNA-templated transcription.
UCCGCCAUGCUGCAGGGAGGCUCUGUGGUUCCUUGUGCUGUGCCGUGACCCGCUGCCGGGAGCUGUGAGGAGAGCUGGGCGAGCUCGGAAUCCGCCAUGGGUGCAGUGACCUAUGAGGAUGUGCAUGUGAACUUCACUCAGGAAGAGUGGGCUUUGCUGGAUUCCUCCCAGAAGAGUCUCUACAAAGAUGUGAUGCUGGAAACCUAUGAGAACCUCAUUUCUAUAGGCUACAAAUGGGAAGACCAGAAUAUUGAAGAACAUUGUCAAAGUUUUAGAAGACAUGGAAGAUACAAGCCAUGUGAGCAUAAGGGAUAUGGAAAGAAGCAAUGUACCUCUCUCUCUCCCAAAAAAUAUGGAAGUAUUGGAAGAUAUGUAGUAUUUCCCACUGUGAGAAGACAUGGUGAUCCUGAUUUAAGUGUACAAUUAAUUGGAUUUCCAGUUAAUUCAUUGGGAAUAUAUCAACAUACUUACACUGAGGGAAAACCUUAUGAUGACAAGGAAUAUAGACAUCCUUCAACCUGUCCUGGUUCAGAUUGCACAUGUACUAUGACUCACACUUCAGGAAAAUGUUAUGAAUGUGAUCAGUGUCAUAAAGCUCUGAGUUUUUCUAGUUCUCUUCAAAGAGGAGAAAUAACUCAUAUAGAAAAAGGAUGCUGUAAAUGUGAGCCAUGUACUAAAUACUUGAACCAUCAUAGGUAUAAUCAAACAUAUAGAAGAUCUCGUAAUGAAGAAGAACCCUGUGAAUGUAAACAAUGGGAUAAAACAUUUAGAUCUGAUUCCUCUUUACAUUUACAUGAAAGAAUUCCUUUGAAAAUAAAACACUAUGAAUAUAAUCAAGGUGAUAAAGCCUUUACAUAUCAUAGUUGUCUUCAGUAUGGAUGUCAUCAGUGUGGAAAGGCCUUUCAAUGUCACAAUUACCUUCAAACACAUGAAACAACUCAUACUAGAGAGAAACCCUGUGAAUGUAAUCAAUUUGGCAAAGCCAUUGCAAGUACUGGUGAUUUUUACAGGCAUGACAGAAUUCAUAUGGGCAGGAAACUGUAUCAGUGUAAUCAAUGUGGUAAAGCCUUUGCACAGAAGAGUAAUCUUCUCAGGCAUGAAAGAAGUCAUACUGGAGAGAAACCCUAUGUUUGUUAUCAGUGUGGUAAAGCCUUUGCAGAUAACAGCAGCCUUCACAAGCAUGAAAGAAAUCAUACUGGAGAGAAACCCUAUGAAUGUAAUCAAUGUGGUAAAGCCUUUGCAAAUUCCAGUAAUCUUAAACAACAUGUAAGAAAUCAUACUGGAGAGAAGCCCUAUGAAUGUAAUAAAUGUGGUAAAGCCUUUGCAUAUCCUAGUAGUAUUCAAAGGCAUGAAAGAAGUCAUACUGGAGAGAAACCCUAUGAAUGUAAUCAAUGUGGUAAAGCCUUUGCACAAAAGAUUAAUCUUCAUAAGCAUGAAAGAAGUCAUACUGGAGAGAAACCCUAUGUUUGUAAUCAAUGUGAUAAAGCCUUUGCAGAUAGCAGUACUCUUCAAAAGCAUGUACGAAGUCAUACUGGAGAGAAACCAUAUUUAUGUAAUCUAUGUGGUAAAGCCUUUGCACAGAAGUGUCAUCUUCUCAGUCAUGAAAAAAUUCAUACUGGAGAGAAACCCUAUGAAUGCAAUCAAUGUGGUAAAGCCUUUGCAGAGAAAAGUCAUCUUCACAGGCAUGAAAGAAGUCACACUGGGGAGAAUUCCUAUGAAUGUAGUCAAUGUGGUAAAGCUUUUGCAUAUAACAGUCAUCUUCACAGGCAUGAAAGAAUACAUACUAGAGAAAAAUCCCAUGAACAUAAGAGGUAAAACUUUGUACAUCAGGCAGAGAAAAAAUUGUUUUGGAGAUGCCGGUACCAUGUGGUGUCCACGAAGAUCAUCAGCAGUGGUAAAGUAGAACCAGUAAGAGCCUAGAAGAAAAGUGGGAACUGCCAAGGGUGGAGCCAGAGAAGCCCUGAAGAUUGGGAGUGCAUCCCAGUCGUUAGUAGUGGAGUUGUUUAUACUGUUAGAGUUUUUUUUCCCUUCUUUCAGAAUGUGACUGACCUAAUUCAUCCCUUUUGAAGAAAGAAGGUAUUUAACUUAAUUUUAAUAUUUUUACAAAGGCCAUAGUUGAAAGACUUUGAAUCUUAAAAGAGAUUUUGGAUUUAUUGUGAGAUUGGACAUUUUUAAGAAAAAAA